Molecule: messenger RNA, 1449 nt
Organism: Mizuhopecten yessoensis (Yesso scallop)
Lineage: Eukaryota; Metazoa; Mollusca; Bivalvia; Pectinida; Pectinidae
Exons: 6
Coding region: 169-1419 (416 amino acids)
Source: RefSeq, a predicted model, not a curated record
AACGUUUACACACCAAAAACAAGGGGCAAGCGGCACAUCGGCUGGAUGCAUAUAUAUAUGAGAGGUGAUUGAUCGAGGGAGCUGAUGGAAGAAAAGCAGAUGUAAUGAAGUUAAGAUCUCGGUAUAAAGAUUGAAGUUCAAGUCUCUGUUGACGUGUCAAAGGAGAAGAUGAUUACAUCUGCUGCAAAAACGCUGCUGAAAAACCACAUUCGCCAUGCUGAUACACAUAACAGGAUGGUGGAGGAGUCUGAAAUGUGGGCAACUCAGAGUAAAUUAUCCGCCAUGGAUAGGAAAACAGGUACCACAGAUAAUUACAGAGGGAGAGGAGAUCGCACAAACUCUAAAUACGACCCGAGAGGUCGACGACCCAAUCAGUUUCAAGGUAGAAACGACAGCCACGAUUCCUUCCUAUAUGAUGACAGGGACGACUCAGAAUCUCCUGAAGAUCGUUGUGGGGCCUACAUGGACAGACAAAAGUCUGAUCGCGUUGUAUCCAGCCGUGAUUUGGAACGGUUUAAGAAAUCUCGGAAAACCAAACAGGACCUGAAGGCAGGAAUUGACCGUUGGGACCACAGUGGGUUUGAGAAGCAGAAUGCCGGGAGCAAAGGUCAAGAUGAUGCGAGAUGGGGCCACAGCGGAUAUCGUAUGAUGUAUCCAGGAGAUUCUGACAGUGAUCAUUGUAAGAAAAGAAAACGAGAAAGAUACCCCAAGUUGAGUAAAAAGAAAAAGUACAAGAAGCGCAAGAAAAAAAGAAACAAACAUAUCUCAGAAAGUGAGGAUGAAAUGGAUAAGAAGAAAAAAUCAGAGGAAGAAAACAUAAAAGCAGCUAAAGUGAGCACUAAGUUAGGCAGCCUGAAACAAAACUCUGAUCUGAUGCUGAUGCAAAGAUUCACCAGUGAAGUACGACCUAAAAAACCGUCUAAACCAAGGAUGAAAAUGAGGACAUGGAAUAGCGACAGUUCUGCAGACUCAAAUUCAGACAGCAAAUAUCACAAAGACAAAUCAAGAAAGUACCGAAGCAAGAAAUCACGAAGGAAAAAAUACAGAUCUGGUGAUAGUUCGUUUGAUUCAAGUUCAGACAGUGAUAGUGAAGCAGAGGGAAGUCAUGUUAAAAGGAAAAGAGUUAAAAAGCAAAAGAAGAAAAGACGACGCGAAAGUGAUGAGACAAGUUCAGAUUCAGGAGAAAGUGGUCCGUCAAGUAAAAAAAGAAUUCGCUCCAGUCAAACAGACUCCACCAGUGAAUCGGCAGUCUCUGCUGAAGAAUACUCGCACAUCAAAUAUCCUCAAAAGAAAUACAGGGAAAAUUCAGAUUUAACAGAUGAUUCAGAUCUCGGUGAGAAAAUGAAACAUGAUACAGACUCUGAUUAUUCUACUGCAAGAAAACACAAAAAGAAGAAACAGAAGCAUAAAUAUAGGUAGAAAUAGUUUAAAUUCUGAUUAAAAUGAGGC